GGUUUGUUUACACAACAGCCAUGGCAAUCAGACUCAAUAGUCAACUUCACCGAUGAUAAAAUAAAUAGGCUACAGCUUCGACUCUCUAGCUCACUGUUACCAUUACAGUAUGACGUUUCGAUAGCAUAUUGACUAUAUUUCCAUAAUGCCGCGCUCGGAGGAGGAAAGGUUUUAUAUGACAUGCAGGGCUGCUUAUCUGUCUGUGUUCAGAUCCAGCCUGGUUAAUAUGACUUCAAAAGAUCAGCUGUGCACGGUUCUUCAGCAAGCAGGUAGAAACCCCUCACAGAAAGCUUUAGACAAAUACUGGCCACCAGGAACCAAGAAGCUGAAUUUUGAUGAUUUCUGUGAGAUACUGAAAAGGGAAAAACCCGCAGAACCAGACCAGCUCAUGACGAUUUUCAAGAAAUUUGACACAAAUGGUGAUGGGUAUAUUUCACACGAUGAGCUUAGCAGAAUCCUUACUUCAUCUGGCGAAAAAAUGUCACAUAAAGAAGUGGAUGAAAUCUUUACUUUAGCAGAUGUCAACAAAGAUGGAAAAUUAGACUACGCAGAGUUUUGCAGGCUGCUUGGGUCCACAGUAGAGAAAUGUCAGGCUGCAGCGCUGGAGAAGCUCGAGGCUGAUGUCAAACUGAAGAGGCAGAACUUUGGCAGCCAGCUGAACACUCCACAGAGCUUAGAGUCUCAACCUGAGCCUUCAUCUUUAGAAGUGCAGCACAGAACAGAGAUGGAGCCCAUGCAGAAGAAAGAUCGCUCAUUAUCCAGACCAUCAUCAGCUCGCAGUCGACGGUCAUCUUCAUCCACAGCUAUCACCAUGGGCACUGGCGGCAUUAAGACUGGCAGACUGACAGAACCCAAAUCUCUACAGGAUUGGCAUCAUACUUUUAUGAGAGGCUGUUUUUAUCUGGAAGACGAUGGAGCGAUUGUUUCUCUCCAGUAUCGCCUCCAUGUCCCACAAACUACCAGUGUCUACCUGACCAUACGACCCCUCAACCUUAGCCCGAUUCCUGACAACCCUUCACCCUGGAUGUGUGUGGACACAGCUCUAUAUGUGCUGACAGGAAAUGAGACAAAAGAAGAUUCAAACAUGGUUUGCUUUACUGAGUUAAGGGAUAAGGAGAGGUUUCUGUGGAGGGGAGAGCUCAGCGCUGGUUCAUAUCUGCUUAUGCCCUUCACCACCGGCUGCAGACUGAAGAGGACGCGGAAGAACAGCACUAAAACUGCUCAACUAGUCAACCGCAUGCAGUCUGGAGAGCUGGAGCUAACCAAACAGUUCAAGGCGGUGUUGUCUGACAUCUUUGAAGUGAUUGAUUUGGAUGGCAGUGGUCUGCUGAGUCUAGAAGAAUACAAUUUCUUUGAGCAGAGAACCAGUGGAGAGAAAUGUGACGAGGAUGCGUGGGCCAUCUGUAAAGAAAACUUUGACACUAAGAAAAAUGAAUUAACUAGACAAGGUUUCUUGGAGCUUAACCUUAUGGAGGCGAAUGAUCGCGAGGGAGACCCCAGUGACUUGUGGCUCACCCUGGAGGCCAUGGGCUACAACCACAGCUUGGAGAUGGUGGAGUCCUGCCCAUUUGUCAUUGACGUCUACUGUGAGGAUGUCAAAGCAACUCUUCAGGCAGUUCAUUUGGAUUCUGGGAUCAAGAUGUUGAAUUCUGCUGUACAGAGAUCCAUCACAUCUAAAGCAGAGGCUAGAGCUCUGAAGGGCCAUGAGAAUGUGCUGGUUUACACAUACAAAGGAGAGAGCAGGAUUUCAUCGGUCAUUGCUAAUAAGUCCAAUCAGAAGGUGACGGUGCACAUCAACAAUGAGCAAAGCAAAAACUCUGUGAGCAGCAGAGGCAUGAGUGUGUUUGCAGUGGAAGUUCCUGCUAGAACUAAAAUGGUUUGUCAGCACGUCAUGGCAUUAAAUGAUCAACAGGAAUGGACUUACAACUGCACUGAGAGCAUUAUACCAAGUUUGUAAAUGCUGCAGUAGUGACAUUUAUUAUGAGGCAACAAAGAAAGUAGUAACAUAAUAUGGGUUGCUUGUUAUGAUUAUUGCAAACAUUUUUUAUAAUAAUUUUUAGAAGCCGUCUUUGUUUAUUGUUCCUUUCAGCAAAAUGCAAUCAUGAUUUUCAUUUGUUUUUGUAAAUAAAGCGUUUAUAUUUUCUUUUUA
This is a messenger RNA of Danio aesculapii, 2149 nucleotides long. RefSeq names its product EF-hand calcium-binding domain-containing protein 7-like. The transcript is spliced from 13 exons. The coding region runs from base 146 to 1957 and encodes 603 amino acids. Gene Ontology annotation, molecular function: calcium ion binding. The record is from RefSeq and is a predicted model, not a curated record. Lineage: Eukaryota; Metazoa; Chordata; Actinopteri; Cypriniformes; Danionidae.